AGAGUGUCCGGAUACCUGAAGGAUGGCGGACUGACUGACUGAUGGCUCAUCAGCUGAGGAUCCUACAGGCUGGAGGCGCUGAUCGAGUCAGAGUCGAUCAGAAGUGACUGAUCGGGCAGCCGAGCGCGCAGUUUGGCGCUUCAGACCAACAGGACUCUACUUUCUUCAUCCAUCCAUCACCUCUCCUUCCUCCGGGAUGAAGACUCCACUCAGCCCGUCUCUGCUCCUGGAGAGUGGGCAGAUCUUUGCCUUUGGUGGGAUGGGCCAGGAUCUAAUGGAUGCAUCCACACCUUCAACUCUCAGUCAUCCCAUCCAGCAGACCUCAUCCCCAGGUCAGCAUGGGGCGUUCUCCUUGUGUGAGGUGUGUAACCUGCAGCUGACCUCGACUGCUCAGGCCCAGCUGCACUACAACGGCAGGUCACACCUCCGGAGAGCGAGACAGCUCCAAGCUGGAGAGGCACAGCAGCAGGCAGCAGCAGGAGCUCACACCAGGUCAGUUCCUCAGGCCACAGGAUUGAACACUAAGCCUGCAGGACUAUCUCAGACGACUGGACUGAAUCGGAUCCUCAGUGCUUCCAACACAGCUGCAGGUUUCCGGGGUCAGCUUGAGCUGCAGUUUUCGGCUUGGUCCAAGUGCUCGACGAUUACCUGUGUAUUGUAG
Molecule: messenger RNA, 661 nt
Organism: Cyprinodon variegatus (sheepshead minnow)
Lineage: Eukaryota; Metazoa; Chordata; Actinopteri; Cyprinodontiformes; Cyprinodontidae
Product: zinc finger protein 385B-like
Exons: 5
Coding region: 197-661 (154 amino acids)
Source: RefSeq, a predicted model, not a curated record